This is a messenger RNA of Morone saxatilis (striped sea-bass), 2884 nucleotides long. RefSeq names its product pyridoxal-dependent decarboxylase domain containing 1 (gene pdxdc1). Gene Ontology annotation, molecular function: pyridoxal phosphate binding; carbon-carbon lyase activity. The record is from RefSeq and is a predicted model, not a curated record. NCBI's taxonomy places the organism in Eukaryota, Metazoa, Chordata, Actinopteri, Moronidae. Gene Ontology annotation, cellular component: intracellular membrane-bounded organelle. Gene Ontology annotation, biological process: carboxylic acid metabolic process.
CGGUAAUCCAGGAAGUAAGCUGUCCGGUUCUAUCUGCGGCCGGAUCUCACAAGGAAGUCGGGCCAGUAAAUACGUGUCAAAUUCAAUAUUCCAACUCGCUUUCCCGAAGACUUCUGAAGGGACACAGCGACGACUCCUCGCCACAGAUAUCCUAGCGUCCCCCUCCACAGCAGAGCCGCUCAGUCAGGCUGACAGCGGUGGCAGUGACGCACACACACACACACACACACACACAUCACAUCACACACAACACCUCUUAGACGAUGGUGGACUCCACGCUGGCUCAAGUGGGCAAGAAUCUGAGUCAAGCCAUGAGAAUACUGGAAGACGGACAGAGAGAACUGGAGGCAGGAACAGAGAGGUGGCGCUUCAGCAGAACCAGCAUCCCUGGACCCCUGCAGGGAGAUGGUCAGGAUGUUGCCACUGUACUGCACCUAGUUCACAACCUCAUACAUGAAGGGGAAGAGGAGGAAGACAAGCCCAGCCAACAUAGGAUGCAGAAUGUGGGUGAACAGGGUCACAUGGCCUUGCUGGGUCACAGCCUGGCAGCCUACAUCUCUGUCCUGGACAGAGAGCGACUGCGGAAGCUGACCACUCGGAUCCUGUCUGACACAACGCUGUGGCUCUGCAGACUGUUCAGGUACGAGAAUGGCUCAGCCUACUUCCACGAGGAUGACAGGGAUGGCCUAGUCAAAGUGUGUCGGCUGGUAAUUAAUGCCCGUUAUGAAGAAUAUGCUUCAGAGGGCUACGCAGUCCUCAGCUCCAAACAGCCAGUCAUCUACCAGAGUGCUUCCGGCAGGCCUGGGCUGGGACAGCACCUGUGCAGCCAGCUUGGCUUGCCACUCUCUAGUCUGUGCACAGUCCCAUGCAACACCGUCUUUGGAUCCCAACACCAAAUGGACGUUGCACUGUUGGACAAACUGAUCAAAGAGGACAAAGAAGCUGGGAAGCUUCCUUUGCUGCUUAUCGCCAACGCAGGUACCCCUGGGGCAGGACAUACAGAUAAGUUGGGUCGUCUGAAGGACCUUUGUGAUCAGUACAGCAUGUGGCUCCAUCUGGAGGGGGUCAACCUGGCAACCCUAGCACUGGGUCAGGCCACCUCUGCGAUCAUGGCUGCCAACAGAAGUGACAGUAUGACACUGACACCAGGUCAGUGGCUGGGACUGCCUGCUGUAAGCGCUGUCACCCUCUACAGACACGAAGACCCAGCACUGUCUUUGGCAGCAGGUUUGACCUCCAGCCAGCCGGUGGCAAAGCUGCGAGCGUUGCCUCUCUGGCUCUCCCUGCAGUACCUCGGUCACAAUGGAAUUGUUCAGAAGAUCAAACAUGCCACCGUUCUGAGCCAGCAACUGCUGCAGAAGCUAAAGACUCUGGCCUCCAUCAAAACAUCACAUCCAGUGGGGGUUCAGUGGAAGGUUACUGUGCAGGGGAGAAAGAGGUGCUUGACACCUUUAACAGAUGGUUGGGUGAACAGCUGCUCCAGCUGGUUCCCGCUAGUGGAAUGGAUGUGGUGGAGCUUGAAGACGAGGGUACAUGUGUUCGCUUCAGUCCCCUCCUGACUGCUGCAGUUCUGGGGACCCAGCAGGGGGAUGUUGAGGACCUGGUGGAGAAGCUGUCAGAGCUGGUGCCUGUGAUGAGCUCCACAAUGUCCCUUAGACAGGACUUCAGAGAGGAAACCCACCGACAUUCACCGUCGCUCAUAUACGUAGAAGAGCUCAGCUGGCCUGGCUUGGGUGCUGUCCGGUACGAACCUCAGGCUGAAGGAAUCGAUGAGAGCAGGAGGAAGCAGGAGCUGGAGAAAAUCAACACUGAGCUGCUGAAGAAACUACAAGAGCUUGACACCGAUAUCAUCUUCUCCACUGGCCCUGAGUUUGGGACACAAGAGGACUGUAUCUUUGUUGGCAUGGUGACUGAGGACGUUGAUGUUUCAGAGCUGGUGAAUACAAUAGCUACCCUCGGGAGGGACAUAGAGGAGAGUGGAAGGCUUUUGGAGAACAUGACAGAGGUGGUGAGGAAAGGCAUCAUGGAGGCAGAGCUGCAGCUGCAAAAGGCCAAUGAGGAGAAACUCAUGGAAGAGGGAGUGAUGAGACAGCUUCCUCUGGUUGGCUCUGUGUUAAACUGGUUCUCUCCAGUUCAAAGCUCCAUAAAGGGCAGGACCUUCAACCUGGCUGCAGGUUCCCUGGACUCCACAGAGGUGACUUACUCCACCAAGGCCCAAACAGGCAGGCCGUCCCUGCAAGACACUCCCACCUCCUCAUCAAAGAGACUGCCAGGUCAGAGGUUAUUCCAGCGCUCAGGGGGGGCAGGCUUUGACUCCUUCAGUGAAACCAGUUCCAUCGGACAAGCCGAGGAGAGCACAGGGGAGGGGAGCACAACUCUGAGCAGCAGCUUCCACCCACCCACCCCUCCACCCGCACCCGAGGAGAACUCACAGCCUGUGAGUGACGUCAUACAAGAGAAAGUCCCAGAGUCCUCUGUGCAGGUGAACGCACAGGUGGAGGCUGAAGUGCAGACUGAAGAGGAGAGACAGCCUGAAGGCCAAGAGGUGGAGCAGAGCGAGAGAUAGGAUGACUCUUUCUGCAGGCGUCCUCCAACCGUCCUCAAAAUGGUACCAGCCUAACUAACAGAUGUUAAAAACAAAGGUGUUAUUACAUUGUGAAUCUAACUCUUCCAGUUUUGAAGGAAAAGCUGAUGGAGAUUGGGCUGUUUCCGUACCAUUGUUUCAAGACAGCAAGAAAAUCCACCCCGGCUACUCUUUCUUUGCAUUCUAGUUAUUUACUGAUUAAAGAUGCAGUAGGUAACCUUUUAAAAAAAAUAACUUUUUGUCAUAUUUGCUGAAACUUUCAUUAUAUCCUGACAGUAGUACAUGAGACAGAUAAUCUGU